CAUAAAUGACAAUGUUUCUGAUUUUCAGCAUUCUGCCUACAGUAAUUGAUAUCAUUGUUGCUGUCAUAUACUUCACAGCAGCAUUCAAUUAUUGGUUUGGUAUUAUUGUGUUUGUCACCAUGGCAACUUAUUUAGCUAUCACAAUCAUUAUGACUGAAUGGAGGACGAAAUACAGACGUAACAUGAAUUUAGCAGAUAAUGAGCAGAGAGCUCGAGGUGUAGACUCCCUGCUCAACUUCGAAACUGUGAAAUAUUAUGGUGCUGAAGACUAUGAAGUAAACAGGUAUAAGGAAGCUGUACUGAGUUACCAGGUAGAGGAGUGGAAGAGUAAUGCUUCUCUGUGCUUCCUGAACACAAUUCAGAAUUUUGUAAUUAAUGGAGGCCUCAUGGCUGGAUCUAUGCUUUGUGCCUGGAUGGUAGCAAAGGACAAAGGCCUGACUGUUGGAGACUACGUUCUCUUUUCAUCCUACAUCAUGCAGCUGUAUACACCUCUUAACUGGUUCGGAACUUAUUAUCGUAUGAUUCAGCAAAAUUUUGUGGACAUGGAGAAUAUGUUCGACUUGCUAGAAGAAAAGCAAGAGAUUCUGGACAAAUCAGAUGCUGAUGUCAUGGUAUUACCACAAGGCAAAAUUGAAUUCAAGGAUGUAUCAUUCCAUUAUAGUCCUGACAGACCUAUUUUGAAAAGCGUCUCAUUCCUUGUGGAGCCCGGAAAAACAAUUGCUAUUGUUGGACCAACAGGCAGUGGUAAAAGCACAAUCAUUCGACUUUUGUUCCGGUUUUAUGAUGUCACAGGUGGAUUCAUAGCCAUUGAUGGUAAAAAUGUAAAGGACUACACACAAAAAUCUGUGCGGCAGGCAAUUGGAGUUGUACCUCAAGACACUGUACUAUUCAAUGAGACUAUUUUCUAUAACAUCCAUUAUGGCAAAGUAACUGCAACAGACACUGAAGUGAAAGAAGCUGCCAAAAAUGCUGACAUACAUGACAAGAUUCUCACUUUUCCUGAUAAGUUUGAUACAAAGGUGGGAGAGAGAGGCCUCAAGCUUAGUGGAGGUGAAAAGCAGCGUGUGGCAAUAGCAAGGACUUUGUUGAAGAACCCAGCUUUCAUUUUGCUGGAUGAAGCUACCAGUGCACUUGAUACACAAACAGAAAGGAAUAUCCAGGCUGCAAUACAAAAAGUUUGUACUGACCGAACUGUGAUUAUUGUUGCCCAUCGCCUAUCCACCGUAAUUCAUGCUGACACAAUUCUAGUUCUGCAAGAAGGGGAGAUUGUAGAACGAGGAAGCCAUGAGGAUCUGAUAAAUAGAAGUGGAGUGUAUAGCAACAUGUGGCAGCAGCAGUUAGAGGCAAACAACAACACAGAUGGUAAUGGAAACACCAGUGUAGAGGCAGAAGGUGAGGAGCAGCCUCAGCCACCGAGUCCAGAGAAGAGUGACCAGCAGAAAACCAAAUUAUAACAACACUGAUAUCGUGAUAUUAUAUUUCUAUGUUGUGCCAGUAGGCAGGAAUGAUGUGUUAUUGAUGUAUAUUUAUUUCAUGUAGUAAAUUAUAACUCCGUGCAUAUCUCUUCAAACUGCAGUUUAGUUUCUUGAUAUUGUGUCCAGUUUUGUCGUAGAUACACUGGUAAUGAUGAAAGAUUUAAUAGUCACUUAAUUAUUCUUCAAAAUGUAUCCUGAAAUUAGCAAAGAGGCUACUUAUAACAGGGCAUUAUUAUAAUCUAAAUGGUUUUAUGAUACAUACAGUAUAGGCUAUGCAAUAUAGCCAUAGGAAAGCAUGAAACAGUUAGUAGUGAAUGUUUCAGCUAUUUCAAAAUUGUAUGUUGGUGAGGUUUUAGAUUUGUUUUAUGGACAGUUCAAGAGUAUUGAAUUCUUAUGUAUAUAAAAUUAGAAGAUAAAAAUAAAAAUCCUCUAUUUUA
Molecule: messenger RNA, 1912 nt
Organism: Penaeus indicus
Lineage: Eukaryota; Metazoa; Arthropoda; Malacostraca; Decapoda; Penaeidae
Product: ATP-binding cassette sub-family B member 6-like
Exons: 9
Coding region: 6-1454 (482 amino acids)
Biological process (GO): heme transport; transmembrane transport
Cellular component (GO): vacuolar membrane
Molecular function (GO): ATP hydrolysis activity; heme binding; ATP binding
Source: RefSeq, a predicted model, not a curated record